AAAAUCAAAGCAAAAUUCUCUAUAUGGGAGACAAAAAUACAUAAACUACCAAUGAAAAUAUACAGAGGAAUGGGAAUACUUCACAAUCCUCAUGUUUUACUGCUGCUGCAUGUUCUCUUCAUCUUUGCACUGCAACAAAAAAUAACAUCAUCACCAAGAACUGAGGCAGAAGCUCUUGUCAAAUGGAAAAGCAGCUUAUUACCUUCUGCUUUUCUCGAUUCAUGGUCUUCAGAAAAUCUCGAAGACCUUUGUAACUGGACUGGCAUUACCUGCAAUGCUGCAGGAACUGUUUCGAAGCUCAACAUUUCUGGUCAAGAACUCGACGGGACACUUGCUCACUUCAGUUUCUAUUCAUUUAGAAAUCUCACUUCCUUGGACUUGAGCAGCAACCUGUUAUCAGAUAGUAUACCAGGGGAGAUUGGAAAUCUGACAGAGCUAGAGUACUUGAGCUUCGAUGACAACUAUCUUAAUGGUAACAUUCCUUACCAAAUUAGUCGUCUUCAGAAGUUACAAUAUUUAGACUUGGGAUUGAAUGACUUGGUUAGUCUAAAUUGGUCUAUGUUUUCGGACAUGUCAGUUCUGAAACACCUCAACUUAUACUCCAAUGGUCUUGCUUCAGAAUUCCCACCUUUUGUGUUGAGUUCUAGGAACUUAACUUUUCUUGAUUUGUCGUUCAAUGAGUUGACAGGCCCCAUACCUGAAUUAUUGUUUGUCCAAUGGCCAAAUCUUGAAUUCCUCAAGCUUAAUGAUAAUUUUUUUGAAGGGCCAUUGCCAAGAUAUAUAUCCAAGCUUUCCAAGCUCAGAGAACUUCACCUAGGAAAUAAUCACUUGUCAGGGCUGAUCCCAGAUAGUAUUGGUCUUUUACAUAAUCUUCAAGUUCUCGAAUUGUAUAACAAUUCAUUUGAAGGAAAUAUUCCUUCUUCUAUCGGUCAACUAAAAGAGCUUCAAAAACUCUCUCUUAGUGAAAAUCAUUUGAACUCUAGUAUUCCUCCUGAGCUUGGAUUGUGUACCAAGCUCAGCUUCUUGGCUCUAGCUGUGAAUUCGCUCACUGGCCCUUUGCCUUCGUCCUUUUCAAAUCUUAGACAGAUUUCUGAAUUAGGUCUUUCGGAUAAUUUUCUUUCUGGAGAGCUAUCGCCUCAAUUCAUCAGCAAUUGGACUCAGUUGACAUCACUACAGAUUCAAAACAAUACUUUUGUUGGUAAAAUUCCACCUGAAAUUGGUAUGUUGAGAAAUCUUAACUACCUUUAUCUAUAUAGUAAUAAUCUCACUGGAUCAAUUCCCAAAGAGAUUGGAAAUCUGAAGCAGCUUCAGGAAUUGGAUCUAUCAGAUAAUUAUCUAGAAGGUCCAAUUCCAGCAACAAUUGGGGACCUCACUAAUUUGGUAGUUUUACAGUUGCAAUACAACAAUCUUAGUGGAACUAUUCCACCUGAGAUUGGAAACUUAACACUGCUGAAACUUCUUGAUCUCCAAAGUUGUCAACUUUAUGGUGUGGUUCCCAAUGCAAUUACUAAAUUAAGUAACUUGCAGUCGCUUUAUCUUCAUUCCAAUAGAUUUUAUGGCAGUAUUCCAGAGGACUUGGGAAAAACUAAUCUGAAUCUUUCCAUUGUUAAUUUUUCCUACAACAACUUCUCUGGGGAAUUGCCAGAAGGAUUGUGCAGUGGUUUGGCCCUUGAAAGGCUUACAGUUACAGCAAACAAUUUUUCAGGGGCUUUACCAAAGUGCCUGGGAAACUGCUCAAAAUUGAGUAGAGUCCGCUUGGAUAGAAACCAGUUCUCUGGAAAUGCGUCUGAAGCAUUUGGUUCUCAUUCAAGUCUUGAUUUCAUUUCUCUGAGUGGCAAUAAGUUUACAGGUGAACUGUCAUUCCAGUGGGGAAAAUUUGUAAGUCUUACAAACAUAGACAUGUCAAGAAACAAAAUUUCUGGUGCAGUACCAGCUGAGCUUGGAAACUUAAGGAAUUUGCAAGUUUUGCAGCUGGAGUCAAAUGAGUUGACAGGUGAGAUUCCCAAUGAAAUCGGAAAUUUGACCCUGUUGCUGAAACUCAACCUGAGCAACAAUCAUUUGACUGGGGACAUCCCGCGGAGCUUAGGCAAACUAUCAAAGCUCAUCAAUUUUGAUUUGUCUGCAAACAAGAUGAAGGGGAGCAUACCAAAAGAGCUUGGGAAUUGUGAUAGUUUAUUAAGCUUGAAUUUAAGCCUGAAUAGUUUCUCAGAAGAGAUACCAUCUGAACUUGGUAAUUUGUUUCAGUUGCAAAUUACUUUGGACUUGAGUAGGAAUUCACUUUCAGGCACCAUUCCUUCUGAUUUGGCAAAAUUGAAGGUUUUGGAGAAUUUAAAUCUUUCACAUAAUCAGCUCUCCGGUGGAAUUUCUUCUUCACUGUCAACUAAUAUGAUUAGUUUAGAAAUGAUUGAUUUAUCGUACAAUAACUUUUCAGGCCCUACACCCUUGUUCCGACAAAAUGUGGCAACAAUUUUCUCAGGAAACACACGUUUGUGUGGAGAGGAUGAAGGAUUGUCCCCAUGCCAUUCAACAUUUUUCAAGUCAUCCAAAUCUAGUAAGAAAGUCAUCAUUGGUGUCAUUGUUGCAGUGGUCAGCUUCUUAUUUUUUGGAACUAUUACUAUUGUUGGAUGUUUUGUGUGUCAUAGUAAAAUCAAAAAAACCAAUUCAGAGAAAUUUGAAUCACUGAUUUGGGAAAGAAAAGGAAAGUUCACAUUUGGAGACAUUGUGGCAGCCACUGAAGAUUUCAGUGAAAGGUACUGCAUUGGGCGAGGAGGUUUUGGAACUGUGUACAAGGCCAAAUUGUUCAAUGGUGAGAUUGUAGCAGUUAAAAGGCUUAUAAUAACAGACUCUAGCAAUUCUACAACAAAUAAUCGAUGGAGUUUUGAGAAUGAAAUUCGAACCUUGACAGAAGUUAGACACCGUAACAUUAUCAGACUUCAUGGGUUCUGUUCCAGGGACAAUUGCCUUUACUUGGUUUAUGAAUUUGUCGAGAGAGGUAGCUUGAGCAAGUUGUUGUAUAGUGAUGAAGGUGUUUCUGCUUUAAGUUGGGAUGUAAGGGUGAAAAUUGUUAAAGGAUUGGCCCAUGCACUUUCUUACUUGCAUCAUGAUUGCUCUCCACCUAUUGUGCAUAGAGAUGUUUCACCGAAUAAUAUCUUGCUCGAGUCAGAACUGGAGCCACGGCUCUCAGAUUUUGGCACUGCAAGAAUGUUGAGUACAGACUCAUCAAACUGGACUAAUGCUGCAGGGUCUUAUGGCUACAUGGCACCAGAACUAUCCUUUAGUAUGCUUGUCACGGCUGAGUCUGAUGUUUAUAGCUUUGGAGUCGUGGCGUUAGAGGUAAUGAUGGGAAGACACCCUGGGGAAUUCCUUUUAACUUUGUCCAGUGAUCAAGAUUUGACUUCUAAAGACGUAGUACUUGAUCAUCGUCUUCCACCUCCAACAGACAAAAUUGCAGAGGAAGUGAAAUUUGUUGUUAGUGCAGCUCUAGCAUGUACGCGAUACUCACCAGGGUCUCGACCUACUAUGCAUUCUGUGGCACAAGAACUAUCAAGAGCAACUCAAAUUUACAAGACCGAAUCAUUCAGUGUCCAGUUGCACGAGUCUAUGUAAAAUUUUCAAGCUUUUCAUAUGUGAAUUCAUUGGUUGUGUAAACAGGUUCUUGUUUGCGAGGAGUUUAAACCAUAUUCAAACACUUAAAAAUUUUAAGUCAUGUUCGAACCAUGUUCAGACCUUGGCCUAAUUGGCCUAAUUUCCGGGGUGUAUUCAAUUGGGAUUUUAAUGGAUUGUUUUUAGUCUA
Messenger RNA from Daucus carota subsp. sativus, 3793 nucleotides. Its product is annotated as MDIS1-interacting receptor like kinase 2-like. The record is from RefSeq and is a predicted model, not a curated record. Gene Ontology annotation, biological process: protein phosphorylation. Gene Ontology annotation, molecular function: protein binding; ATP binding; protein kinase activity. Lineage: Eukaryota; Viridiplantae; Streptophyta; Magnoliopsida; Apiales; Apiaceae. Bases 52 to 3606 code for a protein of 1184 amino acids. The transcript is spliced from 2 exons.